AUGCUCCUCCUCCUCCUCCUCCUCCACGCUGGAGCGGUGAGCGAACCCUCGCCGGUGGUCCUCCCUCUCUCCCUCACCUCGGUCAACUCCUCUCUCAACUCCGUCGAGAUCAACCAUCUGCAGAGGCGCCACCUCUCGAGAGACGACGACGCGUUGACUCCCUACGCUCGGAUGAGGCUCUACGACGAUCUCCUCACCAACGGGUAUUACACGACGAGGCUUUAUAUUGGGACGCCGCCUCAGGAAUUCGCGCUGAUUGUCGACUCCGGGAGUACGGUGACCUACGUUCCUUGUUCUUCGUGUGAACAGUGCGGGAAUCAUCAGGACCCAAGGUUUCAGCCAGAUAAAUCAACAACAUAUGAACCAGUGAAGUGUAAUAUUGAUUGUACUUGUGAUGAACAAAAAAAGCAGUGUGUUUAUGAGAGGCAGUAUGCUGAAAUGAGCUCGAGUAGUGGGGUACUUGGUGAGGACAUAAUAUCAUUUGGCAAGGAGAGCUCACUUAAGCCUCAGCGAGCUGUUUUUGGUUGUGAAAACAGUGAAACUGGUGAUCUUUUUACUCAACAUGCUGAUGGCAUAAUGGGGUUAGGCCGUGGUCGCUUGAGUAUUAUGGAUCAGCUUGUUGGAAAGGGUGCCAUUAAUGAUUCAUUUUCUUUAUGUUAUGGCGGGAUGAAUUUUGGUGGAGGCGCAAUGAUCCUUGGUGGAAUUUCUCCUCCUCCAGAUAUGAUAUUUUCAUAUUCAGAUCCUAACCGUAGUCCAUAUUACAAUCUUGAGCUGAAGGAAAUACACGUGGCGGAAAAACCAUUGCGGUUAGAUUCAAGGAUGUUUAAUAGGAAACAUGGAACUAUACUGGACAGUGGUACCACUUAUGCAUACCUACCAGAUGAAGCUUUUACAGCAGUUAGAGAUGCAAUCAUGAGCAACCUCCAGUCUCUCAAACAAAUUGAUGGACCAGAUCCAAAUUACAAAGAUAUUUGUUUCUCUGGCGGGGGAAGUGAUGUCUCCCAACUCUUAGACACCUUUCCAAAAGUUGACAUGGUUUUUGGCAAGGGAGAGAAGUUAUCACUUUCCCCUGAAAACUACCUUUUUCGGCAUUCAAAGGUUCAUGGUGCUUAUUGCUUGGGAAUCUUUAGGAAUGGAAAAGAUCAGACUACGCUUUUGGGUGGAAUUGUUGUCCGCAAUACUCUGGUAACUUAUGAUCGCCAAAAUGAAAGAAUUGGAUUUUGGAAAACAAAUUGUUCUGAAUUGUGGAAGAGGCUGAAUAUUGAUGCCACCUCUCCAGUAGGACCAACUUCAUCUAAUACAAGUUCAAAUGAAGGAAUGGGACCAGCUUUGCCUCCUACUGGAGUUGAAGACCAUUUUGUGCCAGGUCAAAUCGAGGUUGGACUCAUAACCUUUGACAUGUCUUUGAAUGUAUCAUAUUCAAAUCUGAUGCCUCACAUUACAGAACUUGCAGAGCAUAUUGCUCAUGAGUUGGAAGUCGAUGCUCAUCAGGUAAAGUUUAUGAAUUUCUCAAGACAAGGAAACAGUACCCUGAUAAGAUGGGUUAUUUUUCCAGCAGGACCUUCUGACUACAUUUCAAAUACCACGGCAAUGGGCAUAAUUGCUCGCUUAACGGAACACCGUGUUCGCCUCCCAGAGACUUUUGGAAGUUAUCAACUGCUUGAGUGGAAGGUUGAGCCUCCAUCUAAAAGGACAUGGUUGCAGACUCAUGUUUGGGCGGUGAUGGUGGCAAUUUUAGUAGCUAUUGUGCUCAUCCUCUCAGUUAUAUUAGCAUUGCACAUCUGGAGGAAGAGAUCUGAUGGAGCCGGUAUAUUAUACAAGCCUGUGGAUUCUGCCAUUUCUGAACAAGAGCUCACACCAUUGUAAAUUACGUUCUUUCUUUCGAGUCAUACACAUAUACUAUUAUUCGCUUGGAUCUAUGAGGAAAAGCUUGCCUUUCCCAAGUGUGCUUCUCAUGUGGAAGUAACUUUUUGGCUCUCCUGUGCAAGUAAGCUAAAAAAUUUUGCGCUGUGUGAGAAGAUCUAUUGGAGCAAAAACCUCACUCCCUGUACUUAACAGCUCUUCAUGUUUUGCUGAUUAUAGAUAUUAAUUUGGUUACUAUAAUGUACUUACAGUUGGUAAAUGUAGAUAGUAGAGGAAGACAGGAAAGCUAAAGCCUUGUAAUUUUGAUUUACUAUUUACUGCAUUGUGAAAUUUAGAUCAAUAAAAUGAAAUGGUUGCACGUCC
Molecule: messenger RNA, 2226 nt
Organism: Asparagus officinalis (garden asparagus)
Lineage: Eukaryota; Viridiplantae; Streptophyta; Magnoliopsida; Asparagales; Asparagaceae
Product: aspartic proteinase CDR1-like
Exons: 12
Coding region: 1-1866 (621 amino acids)
Biological process (GO): proteolysis
Molecular function (GO): aspartic-type endopeptidase activity
Source: RefSeq, a predicted model, not a curated record